AGUGGAGAGUCCGGGCUGUGUUUACUUCCGUCAAUAUUUUGAGCAAGAAAACCCAGAACAGACACGGAAGACGUACGUAAACGAGUUGUCAUUGCCUUUUAAGGUGCUUUGUAUUUCAGCGACCACCCCCCAAGUAGCAAAUAAAAUGCCUUUCUUGGGCCAGGACUGGAGGUCCCCAGGGUGCAGCUGGACAAAGACAGAACACGGCUGGAAGAAGAUGGUCAUCUACGGACACGAGCUGGAAGACAGUAACAGAGAGAUAGACUUAAAUGACUUCCCCUGCGACAACUCUGAACAUCUGUUUGUUGAAGAUAUCUGUGAACUUGCCACCCCAAAAAGGAGGAAGGAUUUCUACAACAACAACACUAAAUCCCAGUUUUCUUUCAGGGAUAAAUGGAUCUAUGUGCAGAAAGGCAGCACAAAAGAACGCCACGGGUACUGCACUCUCGGCGAAGCGCUAAACCGCCUGGACUUUUCCAGUGCCAUCCAUGACUUGAGACGAUUCAACUACGUGACAAAACUUUUCCAGUUGAUAGCCAGAUCCCAGCUGACGUCAUUGAGCGGAGCCGCGCAGAAAAACUACUUUAACAUUCUUGAGAAAAUUGUACGAAAGGUUGAAGAGGACCAGUACAAUCCACGCCUUGUCAAGGAGCUCCUGCAGGAUCUCAGCUCCACGCUGCACAGUUUGACGCUCCACGUGGGGAGGUGCGUGCUGGUAGGCAACGUCAACAUCUGGCUGUAUCGUCUAGAGAACAUCCUCAAGUGGCAGCAGCAGCUCACAGACCUACAGAUCCCCAAGCAAAUGUGCAAUGGCAUGUCGUUCAGCGACUUGCCGCUGCAUAUGCAGAACAAAAUCCUCUACAAUCUGUCUGACGCCUGUGACAUCCUCAACCUGGGACAGGCCACGCCUACGCUGCACAUCCUCAGUGAGAACAGGAUACUGUGGAAGAAGCUAUGCCACUUCCAUUUCUCUGACAGACAGCCAUUCUCGAGAAAUUUGGCCUUGGCCAAGAGUCACAGCGUGGACUGGAAGUUGUUGUACUUCACCCUUCAGAAGCAAUACCCCGUGAAGGAGCAGUACGGAGACACUUUGCACUACUGCAAACAUUGUAGCAUCCUCUUUUGGAAGGAUCGGCUGGCAUUGUUAUUCAAGGACUGUGGCCACCCGUGCACCGCGGACGACCCGGACAGCUGCCUCAUGCCCGUCUCUCCACAGCACUUUAUCGACCUCUUCCAGUUCUGAGUUGUUGGUCCACACCUGGGAGUGUACGAGAUCCUGAUGUUGUUUACCCGAGUACAAAGGGCUUUAAUCGAGGUACAUUUAACAAUAGGUCUCCGAGCUUUUUGGCACAAAUCUUUUUCAAAGGCGACAGGGAAGAAAAGAAGAUACUGGGUUUGUAGAAUUUUUUAAAAAAGCGACUCCAUUUUUGUACAAAUCUU
Molecule: messenger RNA, 1440 nt
Organism: Entelurus aequoreus (snake pipefish)
Lineage: Eukaryota; Metazoa; Chordata; Actinopteri; Syngnathiformes; Syngnathidae
Gene: fbxo25
Product: F-box protein 25
Exons: 11
Coding region: 146-1243 (365 amino acids)
Biological process (GO): protein ubiquitination
Cellular component (GO): SCF ubiquitin ligase complex; nucleus; cytoplasm
Molecular function (GO): protein binding
Source: RefSeq, a predicted model, not a curated record